Molecule: messenger RNA, 906 nt
Organism: Alternaria novae-zelandiae
Lineage: Eukaryota; Fungi; Ascomycota; Dothideomycetes; Pleosporales; Pleosporaceae
Exons: 4
Coding region: 1-906 (301 amino acids)
Biological process (GO): tubulin complex assembly; post-chaperonin tubulin folding pathway
Cellular component (GO): cytoplasm
Molecular function (GO): tubulin binding
Source: RefSeq, a predicted model, not a curated record
AUGGCCGAGUCCAACCUCAAAGAGACCUUCUACCGCCAGUUCAACCAAGAUGUCGCAACACUUCGCGCGCAAAUCGAAAACCUCUCUUCCGUAUCCACAUCCGGCGGCGAGCGCAAUGAAGCAAUAGACAACUGCCUGGCCGGCAUAAACCGAGUAGCCCUCGAUGUCCAGGACGCCUCGAGCUAUCUUCCGGCGUACGAUCAACGGACGUACAGCGAGACGAUCAAGCGUUUGAGCGAGAAGCUGUCAGAAGUGAGGAAUAGCUUCGAUCCACCCAAGAAGUUCAGUUUCAAGAACAGGAGGAAGGAUAUCGCAAAACCAGACGCUGCACCCGAUACAUCGAGCACGAAACCGUCCUCCGCAUCGGAACAAAAACCACCAUCACAGCAACAACAGCAGCACGACACAACGCAACACGACUCUUCCCCGUCAGCGCUCUCCUGGAAAUCCCACGCCCGUAUAACCCUCCCUUCAUCUCCCCACGAAACAAGUUCACCGACAGUGUCCCACCUCACCCACUGCAUCGUCGAUCUCAGCGCUCCAACGAAAGCCAACGCGCCCUUCGCUGCCCUCUACCUCCGCUCCAUAAGCUCAUCGCUCAUAAUAACCGGUCAAGUCGCAGGCGCAAUACACAUCACCGAUGUCUCCAACAGCAUCAUAGUGACGGCGUGUCGGCAGUUUCGCAUGCAUGGGAGCAAGAACGUGGAUACGACACCGGAGAUCGAACAAUCGCCAAAUCAGUGGGAUCAAAUCGACGACUUCAAGUGGUUGAAGGCCGAGCCAAGUCCGCACUUCAGUCUGCUACCUGAAGCCGGGCGCAUAUCUGAAGACGCGUGGAAUGAGGGCAUACCCGGGAACGAGAAUGAGAGCCUGGAUGAUACCCUGAAGGCUUUCGGUGUACGGUGA